Molecule: messenger RNA, 2443 nt
Organism: Anas platyrhynchos (mallard)
Lineage: Eukaryota; Metazoa; Chordata; Aves; Anseriformes; Anatidae
Product: ovotransferrin
Biological process (GO): antibacterial humoral response; iron ion transport
Cellular component (GO): recycling endosome; early endosome; extracellular region
Source: RefSeq, a predicted model, not a curated record
GCUGCUUCUCUAUAAAAGGGGGAGAAAGCGGCUCCAGAGCCAUCACAGACCCGGAGGGGACGGUCUGUGACCACGACCACCGCAGCCCCUCCUUGGCACCCGACUUCCUGCUCCAGCAUGAAACUUGUGCUCUCCGCUGUGCUGUCCCUAGGGAUAGCUGCUCUGUGUUUUGCUGCUCCUCCCAAGACAACCGUCAGAUGGUGCACAAUAUCCUCAGCAGAAGAGAAGAAAUGCAACAGCCUAAAGGACCACACGCAACAGGAGAGAGUUACACUGAGCUGCGUGCAGAAAGCAACAUACCUGGACUGCAUCAAAGCCAUCUCGAAUAACGAAGCAGAUGCCAUUAGCUUGGACGGUGGUCAAGUUUUCGAGGCAGGCCUUGCCCCCUAUAAGCUGAAGCCCAUUGCUGCUGAGGUCUACGAGCGAAGUGGAGGCUCUACAACCAGCUACUAUGCUGUGGCUGUUGUUAAGAAAGGAACAGACUUCAUGAUAAAAGACCUGCGAGGCAAGACCUCCUGCCACACGGGCCUGGGCAGAUCCGCUGGCUGGAACAUCCCCAUCGGGACACUCAUCCACCGGGGAGACAUCGAGUGGGAAGGCAUCGACUCAGGCUCAGUCGAGCAAGCGGUGGCCAAGUUUUUCUCUGCCAGCUGUGUGCCUGGUGCCACCACUGAACAAAAGCUGUGCCGUCAGUGCAAGGGGGAUGCCAAAACCAAAUGCCUCCGCAAUGCGCCUUAUUCUGGAUAUUCUGGAGCUUUUCAGUGUCUGAAGGACGGAAAAGGAGAUGUGGCUUUUGUAAAACACACAACUGUUCAAGAAAAUGCCCCAGAGGAGAAGGACGAGUAUGAGCUGCUGUGUCUGGAUGGUACCCGUCAGCCUGUGGACAGCUACAAAACGUGUAACUGGGCCAGAGUGGCUGCUCACGCCGUUGUGGCUCGGGAUGAUAGCAAAAUUGAUGACAUCUGGAGUUUUCUCUCAAAAGCACAGAGCAACUUUGGCGUGGGCACAACCAGCGACUUCCACCUCUUUGGGCCACCUGGCAAGAAGGACCCAGUCCUCAAGGACUUGCUUUUCAAAGACUCUGCUAUAAUGCUGAAACGUGUCCCAGAACUGAUGGAUUCCCAGCUCUACCUGGGCUUUGAGUAUUACAGUGCCAUCCAGAGCCUCCGGAAAGAUCAGUUGACUGUCGGCCCUAGAGAAAACAAGAUUCAGUGGUGUGCAGUAGGCAAGGAUGAGAAGAGCAAGUGUGACCGCUGGAGUGUGGUGAGCAACGGCGAGGUGGAGUGCACCGUGGCAGACAACACGAAGGACUGCAUUGUUAAGAUCAUGAAAGGUGAAGCGGAUGCCAUCAGCCUAGAUGGAGGUUUUGUCUACACUGCUGGCGUGUGUGGGUUGGUGCCAGUGGUGGGAGAAAGCUACGAGGAGGACAGCCAGUGCAGCAAAGACGAAGGACAACCAGCAUCAUACUUUGCUGUGGCUGUUGUGAAGAAAUCUGAUAGUGCCAUCACAUGGAACAAUCUGCAAGGCAAGAAGUCGUGCCACACCGCUGUUGGGAGAACUGCUGGCUGGAACAUCCCCAUGGGCUUGAUUCACAACAAAACCGGGAGCUGCGAUUUUGAUGAUUACUUCAGUGAGGGCUGUGCUCCUGGUUCUCCUCCUAACUCCCGCCUCUGCAAGCUGUGCCAAGGUUCAGGGGAAAACCUGCUGGAGAAGUGUGUCGCCAGCAGCCACGAGAAAUACUAUGGAUAUACUGGAGCUUUACGGUGUCUGGUUGAGCAGGGUGAUGUGGCCUUUAUUAAGCAUUCAACUGUUGGCGAAAACGUUGAUGGCAGCAAUAAAGAUGACUGGGCCAAAGGUCUGACAAGGGAUGACUUCGAGUUGUUGUGCACUAAUGGGAAACGGGCAAACACCAUGGAUUACAAGACCUGCCACCUGGCCAAAGUUCCUACCCAUGCUGUGGUCGCACGCCCCGAGAAAGCAAACAAAAUCCGUGAGCUGCUGGAGGGACAAGAGAAACUGUUUGGAUUACAUGGAACCGAGAAAGAGAGAUUCAUGAUGUUUCAGUCUCAAACCAAGGAUCUUCUGUUUAAAGACUUGACCAAGUGCCUGGUUAAACUCCGCCAAGGAAUAACAUACAAGGAGUUCCUCGGAGAUGAAUACUAUGCUUCAGUUGCUAGCCUCAAUACCUGCAACCCAUCAGAUCUCCUCCAGGUGUGCACCUUCCUUGAGGACAAGUAACAGGAUGGGAAGGGCCCUCAUUGAAGGGGGAGGAAACCUAGUGCCGUGACUCCUUUCGUGCCCUCAGCUCCAACACUGACCCACAGAGGGCCCUCUGCCUUCACUGCUUCCUCUGCCCUUCUCCAUCACUCUGAAAGUGGCUAUUUGAAACUUCACGGUUUUCUGCUGCUGUCACAGCAAGGAAUAAAAUCUCGAAGUCUAAAGA